CUUUUUUUUAUACGUUACUCCAAAAUCAGAGAUCAAGAGCCAUAAAUAAACCUGCGUUCGUUUCCUUCUUCAUUCCAUCGGAAAUCAAAUGCUCCCUCUCUCUGUGACCGCAACGCUUUCUCUCUCCUCAGCUCCAUCAUCCGAACUGCCAAAGCCCUAGCGCGCACGAUCUCGCCCCGAUCUCCCCAUCGCAGCUCGAUCGUGACACCAGAGCAAACCCUAGGCGUCGUUCAACCUCCCAACCUGUCGAUUCUCAAAUAUUCUACUUGGUUGGAUUUGCUUUGUUUUUCUUGAAAACAUUUCAUAGGUUGUGGGUGAUUCAGAUAUCCUACUUGGUUCGAUUUGCUUUGUUUUUUCUUGAAAACAUUUCUGAGGUUGUGGGUGAUUCAGAGCUUGAAACUUUGACUGCAGAAAGUUUACUGCUUCAUGGGGGAAUAGGCUCCACAGUAUCUCAUAAGGAACAAAGAUAAAUUUCAAGCUGUUGGGUAUGAUUCAAAGACCCAAGGCUAUCAGACUUCCACCGAUGUCGGCGAUAAGAUCGUAAAGUCAUGCGAUUGACAUCUUUCUAUGGUUUUGUUGCAUUAUGUGGUAAAUAAAUUGCAAGAUCUUAUUGUGUCUACUUUCUUUGUUCAACAUGUAAUUGGAGGAUCCGAGGAAUAUGCUGGCUCAGAGAUUGGUGUCAAAUUUUUGAUAAGUUCAAAAGAAAUGUUAGGGGAACAAAAACUGAGGAACAAGUUCAAAAGAGGCUAAGAAAUGCGAAAGCUGAGCUCUAGCAAGGAAGAGGCCCAGAAAUUCCUUGCCCUAGAUGAAACCCCUGAUGUCUCUAAUGAGUCAGCAUUGGACAACAUUCCUCUUAUUCAUUCUGUGUCUAAAAAGGAUCAGAAGACUCUGGUAAACUGUGGCAGGGGCCAAUUCAAAUCUACAACUCCUACCAUGUUUUUCAUUGAUGUAUCUCUGCAAUCAACUCAUCAACAUAUAAUAUUAAUAGGUUCGAACAACUUUAACAAUCCAUACAUCAAGCAAUUGGAGCAAGAUGUUUGCACUAUCACUGACAUGUUAUUGAUUUUGUAUUACAACAUAAGAGAUGAAACAAAGUAGUGUUUGAACACCAAAAGAGCUAGCAUGUUAAGUUGCAACUGAGACAUGGUUAUGUUUCAUUCGUUGCUAUUAGAUAAAUCAUUAUGUUCUAUGAUCUAAGUGAAAUCAGGUUGCAAACAUUUGUCUCAUGGGUGAUGAUGCCUACAGUUAUAGUAUCAUUAUUUUUAGCCUGUA
Messenger RNA from Asparagus officinalis (garden asparagus), 1272 nucleotides. RefSeq lists its product as uncharacterized. Lineage: Eukaryota; Viridiplantae; Streptophyta; Magnoliopsida; Asparagales; Asparagaceae. Bases 754 to 1098 code for a protein of 114 amino acids. The record is from RefSeq and is a predicted model, not a curated record. The transcript is spliced from 8 exons.